Messenger RNA from Mya arenaria, 585 nucleotides. RefSeq names its product keratin-3, type I cytoskeletal 51 kDa-like. The transcript has 5 exons. Lineage: Eukaryota; Metazoa; Mollusca; Bivalvia; Myida; Myidae. Bases 1 to 585 code for a protein of 194 amino acids. The record is from RefSeq and is a predicted model, not a curated record.
AUGCCCCCUCCCUCAGAGCUAUCCGCACGAUGGAAGAGGCCAUGUAAAGGAAAACACUGUGGUUACGGCUAUGGAGGUGGUUAUGGCGGCUAUGGUGGAGGUUAUGGAGGAGACUAUGGAGGCUAUGGAGGCUACUUGGGAAGUUAUGGAGGCUAUGGAGGCUACCUUGGAGGUUAUGGAGGUGGCUAUGGAGGCUACCUAGGAGGUUAUGGAGGCUACGGAGGUGGCUACGGAGGUGGCUUUAAAGGCUACGGUGGAAAUGGUGGUCUGGGAGGAUGGGAGGAUGGGGAGGCUAUGGCGGUGGCUAUGGCGGUUAUGGUGGUGGCUACGGCGAUGGCUAUGGCUAUGGAGGUGUUGGUGGAUACGGUGGCGGAUACGGUGGCGGAUAUGGAGGAGGAUACGGUUGGAAUAUGGGAGCCUAUUGCAAAUGGCGACCCAAGUGCGGCCCGAAGCAAAAGUUUGUUGGCCGAUGCCCAUGGUGCGAGAAGGGCUGCCUCCGAUGAGCACCUGCCAGCUACUUUAAUUUUUUCUUCAGUGCAGCCUUCCAUGGCGGCUGUAGUCGCAGCCCCAGUGCGGAACAAAUAG